Messenger RNA from Cannabis sativa, 2634 nucleotides. RefSeq lists its product as uncharacterized. The record is from RefSeq and is a predicted model, not a curated record. Bases 1 to 2634 code for a protein of 877 amino acids. NCBI's taxonomy places the organism in Eukaryota, Viridiplantae, Streptophyta, Magnoliopsida, Rosales, Cannabaceae. The transcript has a single exon. Gene Ontology annotation, molecular function: catalytic activity.
AUGGUGAUUCCAUCUGAAACAAGGUUGGUUCUUGAUAAAUUUGAAAAACUGAUUCAUAAACUUCAUUUUAUUGAGUUUGUGUACAUACCUCCAAUUGGUCUCUCGGGCGGGUUUGGGGUAUGUUGGAAACAAGGGGUUGUUUGCAAGGUUAAGGAAGCGGAUAAAAAUGCUCUGCUUGGUUCGAUUGAAUCUGACCCUCCUGGUACCAAAUGGAACUUCAUUGGAAUAUAUGGGCCGCCUACAAUGUCAGGAAGAGAAGAUUUCUGGAAUCGUAUUGGAGACUCGAUAGUAAACGAAUCGUCACCCACGGUCCUUAUUGGUGACUUGAAUGGAACACUUGCAGAUCAUGAAUGCCUAAACUAUGCCAAUCAGAGGAAUUCAACUAGAUACUCCUUUGACUUGAGGAGAAUGGUGGCGAGAACCGGCUUGGUAGAUCUUGGUUGCCUUGGCGGAAAAUUCACCUGGUUCCAAAAGGCCUCUCAAUCUACUGGGGGAGCUUUGGUUAGAAGAGCAAGGCUAGACAGGGCCUUAGCCUCCAUAGAUUGGAGAAUUUUAUUUCCAAAUGCGGUUGUUGAGCUCCUCACAGUUGGUACUUCGGAUCACAAACCAAUCCUUCUAAAUAUUGAGGGGGGAACAAGGUGUUUGAAGCCUCAAUUCAAAUAUGAGUUAAUGUGGGGGAGGGAUCCGAGAUGCUUCUGGAUAGUGCGAAAUGCUUGGCGAGACAAUCUUCACCAUGACCCAAUGGUGAACUUAUACAGGAAACUAAGGAAAACAAAGGAACAUCUGAAGACAUGGAAUAAAACGCACUUUGGGAAAAUCCAACAACAAGUGGCUAAUGCCAAAAAGACUCUGGAUAGGAUCGAAAGUUCCAAUAAUAUGCAGAUUGCGGAGUUUGAUGAAGCUAGAGCCAAGUUGAAUGAGGCGCUUAGUAGGGAAGAGAUCUUCUGGAGACAAAAGUCUCGUGUUGCUUGGUUAAAAGAGGGAGAUCGUUGCACAAAAUUCUUCAUCGCCUCAACGGUGAUUAGGCGUAGAAAGAAUUUCAUACAGACUCUGAAGAAGGAAAAUGGCGAAUGGGUCAACGACAUCAAGGUCAUUGCAAAGAUGUUUAUCGACAAGUUUAAUGGCACCUUCUCCAAGAAUCCUUUUACAAGUUCACCAGAGGAGAACAUAGUGUGUAAUAAUCUGAUUACUGAGAGUGAUAAUAGGAAUCUUAUAUGCAUUCCUUCAGCUAAAGAAAUAGAAGACUGUCUUAGAUCGAUGGGGCAUGAUAAGGCUCCAGGCCCAGAUGGGAUGCCGACGGGAUUUUACCUUCAACAUUGGAACGUGGUGAAACGGGAUUUCAUUGACAUGGUGACACAUUUCUUUUUGACAAUGGAUCUUCCCCAGUUUAUAAACAACACUAACAUUGUGUUAGUUCCAAAAAAAGAUUGUCCCACUGGGGUCAAUGACUACAGACCGAUUGCGCUAUGCAAUGUAGCGUAUAAAUGCAUCUCCAAAGUUUUGGCUCUCCGGUUGAAGCAUGUUCUGCCCUCCAUCAUAUCUCCGGAGCAAACCGCUUUCGUUCAUGGAAGACUAAUUGCGGAAAACACUGCAGUAGCUAGGGAAAUCGUUCACUCUAUGAGUAAGAAAAAAGGAAAGAAAGGAUUUAUGAUGAUCAAACUUGAUAUGGAGAAGGCCUAUGAUAAGAUGGACUGGAGCUUUAUCCUGGCUACUUUGAAGGGGUUAGGUUUUCAUCGAACUUUUGUUAAUUGGGUGGAGAAAUGCAUUAUGGCCAAACAAAUGGGGCUGCUUAUUAAUGGCUCGGUCCAUGGAACUCUGUCCCCUUCCUGUGGUCUUCGUCAGGGCGACCCUCUCUCCCCUGCUCUCUUUAUCAUUGCAGCUGAUGUUCUCUCAAGACUGAUUGCGGGUAGAAAGGCAGAGGGUCGUCUGGAAGGCUUCAAAUUAUCUAGAGAAGGGCCGGCUGUCACCCACUUGAUGUUUGCAGAUGAUUUAAUUUUAUUUGGGCGAGCUUCUUUGAAGGAAGCUAAAGAAUUCGUUAAAUGCCUUGAAGACUAUUGCUCUUGGUCUGGACAAGCAGUCAACUACCAAAAAUCAACAGUGUUCUUCUCUAAGGGGGUCCUUGUGAGAUGUGCAACAGAUAUCGCGGACCUGCUAAAUAUGAAGAGAAUGAAGAAGGAUGCCUCUUACCUGGGGCUUCCCCUCUUUAGAUCACUGAAUCGAUCAAAGGAUAUGCGGUUCUUGGUUGAUCGUGUUCUACAACGAGUGAAAAGUUGGAAAACUAGACUCCUAUCGAAAGCUGGCCGAGCCUGCUUAAUCCACUCAGUCGGAUCAUCCCUAGCUACUUAUGUCGCUGCCUCGGAUCCGAUACCAAUUAAUGUGGUAAACACUGUGGAUAAAUGCCUAAGGGACUUCUGGUGGGGAGAUACUGAUGAAAAGAGGAAGAUGCAUCUCAUGGCUUGGAAUGCUCUAUGCCAGUCCAAGAUGAGAGGUGGUCUGGGAUUCAGAAGCGGCGGAGUGAUAAACAGAGCCUUUAUGACAAAGUGGGCUUGGAAAGCGCUCACUGAUCGAUCAAGCGUUUGGAGUGCGGUGAUAAAUGCAAAAUACAUAAAAGACCAAAACUUUCUCUUUGCUUGA